Molecule: messenger RNA, 2217 nt
Organism: Manis javanica (Malayan pangolin)
Lineage: Eukaryota; Metazoa; Chordata; Mammalia; Pholidota; Manidae
Product: spermatogenesis-associated protein 31E1-like
Source: RefSeq, a predicted model, not a curated record
AAGGUGUUUUAACUCUCCUCAGGUGCCUCUGUGAGGUGGCCCUUGCCAUGCCUCCCCCAGAGGGUGGCUGUGAGGGCUGCAGAGGGUAAUGGAUGUAGAAGCACUUUGCAAAUGACAAAGCAUUCCCAGUCAUGAGUCUUGCUAUCGCCAUCAGGGAUCCUGUGGCCUUGGACACCGAGGCUUAGGCUCCAGACUCUAAGCUCCCCAAUGUCUUCCCUAAAGGAAUGUAGCACUCAGGCUCCUAUAAGACCCCUAGGUCCCUGCCUUCCCCACCAUGACCCCAUCUUUUGCUUUCCAGCUUGGAGAGAAAUUCUUCAUAACCUGGAAGAGAUUAAGGACCGGUUAUUUCUUCUGAGAAGCCACAUGAGGAUGCUCCCUGACAACGGUGACUCUCAGAUGUUACUUCAAGCCCACCCCAGUGAGGGGUCUGAAGCAGAGCCUGCAGGAGCCCACUGGCUGUGCGGGGAGCCUGUGGGCAGUACUGCUCCUGCCCUGUGCCCUUCAGCUUCCUUGGCUCCUCCAGCCACAUGCUCUCCACCUCUGGCCUCCAGCAGUUCACCAGGCCUGCUGAGGACCUCAGUUUCUAUCCAUUCAUACUCAUCCUGGAGUGACUCUCAGCCACCAGAGCCUUUCCUACCUAAGUAUUCCCCUGCCCCACCAAAUCCUACAGAUUCAGAGCCUUGCCCUCCACCUCCAAUGGCCUCCUUUGUCCCACCACGAAACUCCACUCCAACUCCCUCUCAAUGUGACUCAAUGGCACUCUGGCAGUCCAGGUGCCCAUCAAGGACCCUGCCAGAGAAAGAUCUGUGCAAAGAUAUGGAGCAUAGUGUGUGGAGGAUCCUACAAGAGCCGUGCUGGGGCUCAGCCAGCUCCCCAGCGAAGGUUCCAGGAGUGAACUGUGUGGAGCCAGAAGGAGGCUUGAUGAGGUCCUCCACAAGGGGCCUGGACAAGAUGUGUCCAGAAAAUAUCCUGAGUGCCCAUGUGGGCAGGAAGUUGGGGCAGACCAGCGAGGGUCAGACUCCUGGGGGUGUUCAUCCUUUCAGGUUUGCUGUCAGCCAGGCCUUGGACCCUUCUGCAGAAUCACUCACUCACAGGGAAGCCAGGAAUAAAGCACCCUCCAAGAGUCAGGGACCCGACACAAGCACUUCCCACGGGUUCACCAUCUUCAGUCCACCUACACAACAGAAUCUGGGGAUAGAUAUUACAAGGCUUCAGGCGAGGCACAGGUGGUGCCCACCCCUCAAGAUCCUUAAGGUCAUAAACCUGUUUGAGUCGAAAAAGGCUCAACCCUCGCCCCUUCUCUGCUCCCCCUGUACCUGCUCAGCUACCUGUGUACCUGGGGCGCAGCUAAAUAAAUCUUCCCAGCUCUUGGAAAAACCUCAGUGCCCCCUGGGAGAGGAGGCAGUAAAGAAAGAGGCGAUUCCCAGCCCAGUGAGUCCCCUCCUCACUCCCUCACCUACAAAUGAGGGGAUCCAGAAGGCCCUGGGAGAGACCCCACCUGGCAAUGGCCACGCAUCCUCAGAGGCCCCUCUGACCACACAGGAGAGCAGGCCGCCUGCUCAGACCUCCACGUGCAUGUCUGUGGGCAGAAUGUGGCACAGCGAGAUGGCCGUGGGGGCCCACAGAGCCAGCCUGGAGCUGAGCCCAGCUGCAGCCACGGCCAGGAGUGAGCCAAGUGGGGAGAGCGGAGGCAGGGCCGCAGGAGAUUCCCACCACAGGGUCACAGCAUGGGAGGGCAGCACUGGGUCCCGGUCCCCAAGUGCUGAUGAGGAUGGGGGGUCAGUAGCGGCUGAGGAGGCCUCUGCUUGGAAAGCCACCUUGGAAUCCAGUGUGCCGGCCCACUCCCAAAUGACCAGGGUGGUUCUGAGAAGCUCAGGGACUCCAGGGACAAGUAAAAUCCCAACACUGCCAAGUGUAAAGCAUGUGAUUCAAGAUCUGGAAGAGCCACGCCUUGAUGCACAGCACAGUGACUCUGAGCUCCACAAGAAGGUAGAGUCUGGGAAGCAGCCUCUGGACAGUGGCCCUGGUGAGCUUCUUCAGGACUGCGACGCUCACGCGCUCCUUCAGCACUGCCACUCACCGGCGUUUCUUGCAGACAGCUCGGCUUCUCAGACAUCUCUUUGUGGCUCCCAGAGCACGUCCAGUGAGGACAUGUCAGCUGUGCAUGUGUCAGGUGACGUCAUGUUGAGUAGAUGGGCCUCACAUCAGAGCAGCUAG